GGGACCCAGAGCAGCAAGCGCUGAUCUGAGAACGAGAGAGACAUAAUCUUGGUCGCGUGGAAAUGCUGUUGAAAUAAAUCUCAAGCUCGUCUAUUAUCAUCAGCUUUUUCAAGAUAAUUGCUGAACAGAUAACAACCAAUACACCCUAUAGUUUCCGAGUUGUUGCCGUGAAGCCCCUUUCGAUUCUUGCUGAGAAUUUCAAAUGGCUGAUACUAAAUGGACUGCAAUAGUGAUCACAUGUCAAAAGAAAGAAAGUGCAAGGGCCUUUCAAGAGGAGUUGGAGAAUAGACAGAGGAAAGGUCACGUUGAUCCCCAAACCCUUCUUCUAACGGUGGAGGAUCCGCUCUCGAAGGUCGGCAGUGGGGGCGCUACACUCAAUGCUCUUCUUGUGGUUGCUGAACAUCUGAGUCAACAACAGGGCUACACAGUUGUAAAUAGUGAUGUUUUGGCUGAGGCUAAGAUCUUGAUUCUUCAUGUGGGUGAAGCCUUCCCGUUUGAUCCGUGUGGUCGAGGGUUUGUAACCCUUCCCUGCAAGUAUAGUAGCAGUGAGACAAUAGGCUAUGAUGGACUCGUUACGAACAUUGAUUCAAUCAUCCAUACAAUCUCAACCAAGCUGAGCGUGGAGAGUCCAGCUGGAGUAUGGGUGUCCAGUACUGAUAUGCUACUGACCAUACCAUCAAGUGGUCAGAAGAUAGACUGGUCAUCCAGUGAGGACAGUGCUUAUAUCUUUGCAGUUCCUGCCAGUGAUACCUAUGCUAAGAACCAUGGUGUUAUCAAGUUAAAUCAAGAGGGUUUUGUUGAUGAUAUAUUCUACAAGCCUGUACCAACCCACAUGAAGCAAUGUACACUACCCGAUGGCAAAGUUUCUCUGGUCUGUGGUGUUGUUUUCUUUCCCUCAAGAAUUGCUGAGAAGCUUCUGUCAUGUCAUGUGUGUCCCCCUCUCGAUGCCUGCACCUACAUGGGAUUAGACAGUGGUGUCAAACCUAUACAGAUGUCACUGUUCUUUGAUUUCAUCCUACCGAUUGCUAGCAGUAAAGACAAAGAGGAUUAUAUUUCUGGGGAAAGAUGUAAAGCAUAUGAUAACUCGUUGCGCCCUCAAUGGUCCGAAGCAGAACUCCAAGUUAGGAGAACAGCCAGGUCUGUCCUGUGGAAUCAGUUCAGAGGACUCAGAUUGAAAGGAGUGGUGUUAGAGGAUGGUCGCCAUGACUACCAAACUGUGAAUGCUGCCAUGCAUCUCCGUCAUCUUGUAAACUGUCCAAUGAGAGUAGAAGAUGAUAAUUUUUCCUGGUCCAACACAACUCACUGCUUUAUUGAGGAAGGAUGUCUUUUACUGGAUGAUAGUCAUGUGAUCAACUCUAUCGUGGGGUCAGGGGUCAAUGUUACCGGCAAGUCAACCAUCAUACUACACAGUCAUCUCCAGUGCAAGAUGAACAUAGCUAAGGAUUCCUACCUCAUGAAUAUUGAUAAAGAGGCCUCAGAGGAGCUUGAGAAUGUUAGUCUACCAGACAGCAUAUUCCUUCAAGGAUUCAACCUAUGCUUAGGUCAUUAUCCUAGAAUCAAGACCAGGGUCUAUACAGUCAUGGGAAAAUUUGACUCUGUUAUGACACCAUUUGUGAAAGGAACGAGUACAUUCUGUAACUCACCUUGGGCCGUCUUCUUCACAAGAACUGGAGUGGAUAGGGAGGAUCUAUGGGCUGCAAACUUGUCUGAUUAUGAGCGUACAUUGUACAAUGCUAAGCUCUUUCCGGUGAUGGCUUGUCAGAACUCCAUCGGUAUGAAGGAGGCCCUCUGGCUGCUGAACGGAGAGAAGGACGAAGACAUGCUUGAAAGAUGGCGGUCAGCAUGGAGGUUAUCCCUAGAAGAAAUCAUGACCAAUAUUGACCUUUCAUCAGAGUUCCAGUGGAGGAGGGAGAUGUUCACAGAUGUUGGACUGAUCAGAGUAGAAGAUAUCUUGAUGAACAGUAGGAACCAAGGUGUUCUACCAUUCCUCAAAUGUGCUGUCAUUGAAGGAUGUGCGCAACAGAUGCUUGAUACGCUCGAUGCUAUUGCCUGUAAGUGUAAUUCAGCUGGCAUAGCAGCGCGUUGCCUGGCCUGUAUAGCUGACGUCCUUGGUACGAUGGCUGGAGGAAAGGGUGGAUUAAGGAGUGGACCCGGUGGGAAUAAGACAUGGACGGAUGCUUUCCAGUUACUAGAGGCAGGAAAGAUGCAAGAUGGUAUUCGUUCCCUCGCAAACCAUCGCUCUCAGUGGUUAGACCGUCCUGAUCGGCUUAUGAGAGCAGCUCGGCACUAUGAGGGCGCAACACAGAUACUCAUCAGACAUGCUAUUAUGCUGGCCAGACAGUUUAUCAAGACGAGUCCCUGCGAUCUUCCUCCAAUGGGUAAAUGGGUAACAGCUUUGUGUCCUUCACGUAUUGACCUAUCGGGAGGUUGGACCGAUACUCCACCGGUCACAUAUGAGUAUGGAGGGGCUGUUGUCGAUGCAGCUAUCCUGUUAGAUGGGGAAAAGAAAAUAGGAGCAAAGGUCAAAAGAAUACCUGAACCCAAGCUAGUCCUGGUCCUCGGUAAAGAGUCGGGUGGAACUGAGAUUGUCUGUGAAGAGCUCAAAGACCUUGCCAACUACACCAACCCACAGGCACCGGGGGCAUUAUUGAAAGCAGCAUUCUGUUGUGCAGAGGUUGUUACCUUUCCAAGUAGUCAAAGUCUGAAAGAUCAGCUAGAGCAGAGGUAUGGAGGAGGCUUUGAACUACACACAUGGGCUGAUCUACCUCGCGGAUCAGGUCUUGGUACUAGCAGUAUCUUAGCUGGUGGGGUAAUGGCUGCUCUCUGGAGGGCAUCUGGAAAGACCUAUGAUCAUGAUUCUCUCAUACAUGCUAUUCUUCAUCUAGAGCAGAUGCUGACAACUGGAGGUGGCUGGCAAGAUCAAGUAGGAGGUCUGACUCCUAGGAUCAACAUAGGACGCACCACUCCCGGUCUUCCAUGUAAAGUUGAGAUCUCUCCUGUACCCAUCAGUGAUGAGGAUCAUGAAUACUUCAACCAGCAUUUCAUCCUGGUCUACACAGGCAAGACUCGACUAGCCAGGAAUCUCUUACAGGAUGUGAUCCGUAAUUGGUAUGCCAGGCAACCUCUCAUUGUACACAAUUGCCAACAGCUCAUAGACAAUGCUGAAGAAUGUGUGAGGGCUUUAAAAAAAGGUGACUUUGAAAAGGUUGGGGAAUGUAUGAAUAAAUACUGGUCACAGAAGAAGAUCAUGGCACCGGGAAGUGAACCUCGUGUCGUCUCUAAGAUGAUGGCAGCUCUCAAACCAAUCGUUCAUGGUCAGGUCUUGGGUGGGGCUGGUGGAGGAGGGUUCAUGUAUGUCUUAACCAAGGAUCCAAACCAGGCAACCAAGGUCAGAGAGAUCAUCGCUGGCAUUGAGGGCACCCAAGAUGUUACUGUUCAUGAAGUAAAACUGGAUACGCAGGGUCUAUUGGUAGAGAUAGAGGAAUAACACUU
Molecule: messenger RNA, 3492 nt
Organism: Lytechinus variegatus (green sea urchin)
Lineage: Eukaryota; Metazoa; Echinodermata; Echinoidea; Temnopleuroida; Toxopneustidae
Gene: fcsk
Product: L-fucose kinase-like
Exons: 27
Coding region: 203-3487 (1094 amino acids)
Biological process (GO): GDP-L-fucose salvage
Molecular function (GO): fucokinase activity
Source: RefSeq, a predicted model, not a curated record